GCUCAAAGGAAAAAGCACCGUUCGUGCCUUCCUUCACAUUCGUCUGUACGAGUGAGAGAGAGCUGGUCCGAAGUAUGUCCCAACACUGCUGCCAUCCAUGAUCCAUCAUCGAGUGCCGUUCCAGGACCUCGCCACUCUGGGAAGGGCAGGAGCAAGGUGGAGAUCGCCGCGUGCCGACGUGGCAUCUGAGGAGGCAAGGAAAGGGAUCCUCGAGGAGCCACACUUGUCACGUAUGCCGCAAUCGCCGAGCAUCACAUAAAUAGAGCCGAUUCUUCUUGUUACUAGCGUGCAUCACGGUGAGGAACCGAUCGUCGUUUCUCUACGAGAUUUUCUCUCCGUCUCGAUCUCGAAAGCAAGCGAUGGAAGUGAUGACGGACACGAAGCGGUCCUGCUCCGGUGGCCUGGCGGCGCUCGCCACCAGCCUCGCAAGCCGCCUCGCCGUCACGGUGAAGAACCGAUCGUCGUUUCUCUACGCGAUUUUCUUCCCGUCUCAAAAGCAGGCGAUGGAAGCGACGGGUGUGCACUACUCUGUAGUGAGGGAGGACACGACGCCGUCCUGCUCCGGUGGCCUGGCGGCGCUCGCUGCCAGCCUCGUGGGUCGCCUCGCCGACGACGACGGCGCGGGAGGCAACCUGGUGUUAUCGCCGCUGUCCAUCUACGCGGCGCUCGCGCUCCUGGCCGCCGGCGCCCGGGGCGCCACCCAGGAUGAGAUACUCGGCGUCCUCGGCGCGCCGUCUCGCGCGGCGCUCGACGAGUUCCUCUCCACCGUGGCGGAGGACGCGCUCGAGGACCACUCCGAGCCCGGCGGGCCGCGCGUCGCGUUCGCGUGCGGCGUCUGGACCGACCUCACCUGCCCGCUGAAGCCAGCCUACCGCCACGCCGCCGCGAGCGCGUACAAGGCCGACGCCAGCACCGUCGACUUCCGCGACAAUCCGGAGGCGGCACGGGGUCAGAUCAACGCGUGGGUCGCGCAGGCCACGAGGAACCUGAUCGGCUCCGUCCUUGGUCUGGGAACAAUAACGCCGUACACCCGCGUCGUGCUCGGCAACGCUGUAUACUUCAAGGGCAAGUGGGAGGAUCCGUUCGACAAGGAGGCCACCGCCAACAAGCUGUCCCACCGUCUCGACGGCCGCACCGUCGACGUGCCCUUCAUGCACCGUCGACGUCGCCAGUUCAUCGCGGUGCACAAAGGGUUCAAGGUGCUCAAACUCAGGUACCAAAUGGCUCAACGGCAAGGCCGACACAUCGAUCGUAACAAGCGUACACAGUUUUCUAUGUGCAUCUUCCUCCCUGAUGCCUUAGACGGCUUGCCGAGCCUGGUCGACGCGAUAGCAUCCCAACCUGGCUUCCUGCACAAGCACCUACCGAAGAGGAAGCUCGGGGUUAGGGAGUUCCGGGUGCCCAAGUUCAAGCUGUCCUUCCACAGCAGCGUAGUCACCAUCCUGAAGAAGCUGGGGCUUCAGUUGCCGUUCAGCGAUCAAGCCGAUCUCUCUGACAUGGUGGAGCGUGAUGAAUCUGAUUUGCCAUUGGUCCUGAGUGACGUCAUCCACAAGGCGGUCAUCGAGGUAAAUGAAGAGGGCACCAUAGCGGCUGCCGUCUCCAUGAGGUAUGCGGACAUAGAAUGUGCUAUCACGCGGUGUAACGCCCCGGAUCCGAUGCGCCAGUUGUCCGUCAGUUAUUCGUCGUUGCUGCCAUGUCAUUUGCUUGUGUGCGGCAACGGCUGA
Triticum aestivum (bread wheat) is the source of this 1724-nucleotide messenger RNA. RefSeq names its product putative serpin-Z8. The coding region runs from base 360 to 1724 and encodes 454 amino acids. Lineage: Eukaryota; Viridiplantae; Streptophyta; Magnoliopsida; Poales; Poaceae. The transcript has 4 exons. Gene Ontology annotation, molecular function: serine-type endopeptidase inhibitor activity. The record is from RefSeq and is a predicted model, not a curated record.